AGGCAUUUCCUGCUCAGAGGGUACUUCGAAACUACCACCGCCUUUUAAGAUCCUGCAUAGAAAAUGCAAGCUCCAACACCCAUGGUCAUUGUGACCCAACCUGGGCUGAGUCCUUCAGCCCAAGUCUCCAACUGGCAGACUGACUUGUGUGACUGCUUCAGCGACUGUGGAGUUUGUCUUUGUGGCACAUUCUGCUUCAUGUGCCUUUCAUGUCAAGUUGCAUCUGACAUGAAUGAAUGCUGCCUGUGUGGAACAAGUGUCGCAAUGAGGACCCUCUACAGGACCCGAUACGGCAUUCCUGGAUCCAUCUGUAAUGACUUUAUGGCGACUUAUUGCUGCCCUCACUGUUCUCUCUGUCAAAUCAAGAGAGACAUCAAUAGAAGGAGAGCCAUGAAUGCGUUCUAAAGAGCUAAUUAUAAAAAGCUCUUACUGGAACAACUAAAAUCAGCAUAUAUGCCUUCAGCUUGACAACUUCUCCACAUUUAGCAUCUGAAAUAUGAUAAAUAAGUUUAAUCAGAAUUGAUGGGCAAAACAUCAAUGGUUUUGUUUAUUUUAAAAGAAUGUUGUCCCUUGGUUUUGCUCUUUUCUGACUUGUAAAUUUUGGAGAUUUCAUUUAAAAUCUAAACCAAGGGUUUUGCUCUCAUGAUCUCAUCAUUUGAUGUCUCAAUCAGAGAGCUUACUUCAUAUGCAACUCUCUCCCUCUCAUCUAAGAACCUCAAGAAAAAAGGUGAUGGUAAAAUAAUGACUCCAGGACAAUUAUGGGACAUUUAGGGAAUGUACCGCCCUCCUUUCAUAUUAUCUAUAAUUGUUGUUGAUGCUGAGAAUACAAGAUUUUAUGUAAACAAAACGGCAUGAUUUGUUUGUUGUGUUGUUGAU
This is a messenger RNA of Echinops telfairi (small Madagascar hedgehog), 876 nucleotides long. It is a transcript of the gene PLAC8, whose product is annotated as placenta associated 8. The transcript is spliced from 5 exons. The record is from RefSeq and is a predicted model, not a curated record. NCBI's taxonomy places the organism in Eukaryota, Metazoa, Chordata, Mammalia, Afrosoricida, Tenrecidae. The coding region runs from base 64 to 405 and encodes 113 amino acids. Gene Ontology annotation, biological process: positive regulation of transcription by RNA polymerase II.